CUAGGUUAGUAACUUAUUUGUAAAGCGUGUGGCUUCACGAUCUGGUUUCGCUCAUUCAAUCGUUAUUUUUAGAAAUACCAUAGUCAUUAACUUGUACUUUUUAGUCCUAUUAAAUAAAAUGAACGAAACGAAUGUAUUUGCAAGAAAUUAACGAAGAAAAUAGGUUUACACAUUGUUUUAUUUUUAGAAAUUUUCAUUCGAUACAUUUCGAUACACAAAACAGAAUUUCUUAAAGAAUGGACUUUGCUUAAAUCUAAAUAGAUCCAAGAUCUAAGUAACAUGGGUAUCUGUGUUAAUACGUACUGAAAGCAUCUUGUCAUCAAUUUUUAAAUAACCACGUGUGCUAUAGGAAAGUCUGUGUGACUUUUUUUAAUACAAGAAAGAAGAAUUACUUUGGUUCGAGUGAAAUUGAAAUAAAAUGUUAACUGCUGCUGCGAAUUCGUUAUCGAAUAACGGUGGCUCUUACAGCAAUGAUAGACCGUCGAGCACAGCAGAUCCAGAACUUGCAACUGAUCCCGCUUCAGGUGGAUUUUUUCACUCGGAUUAUAAAAAACAUGAAGACUUGAAACAAAUGUUGGAUAGUAAUAAGGAUGGACUUAAAUUAGAGGCUAUGAAGCGUAUAAUUGGGAUGAUAGCAAAGGGACGAGAUGCAUCAGAAUUAUUCCCAGCUGUAGUAAAAAAUGUUGUAUCAAAAAAUAUUGAAGUGAAAAAAUUAGUUUAUGUUUAUUUGGUUCGUUAUGCUGAAGAUCAACAAGAUCUUGCACUUUUAUCUAUUUCUACAUUUCAACGAGCAUUAAAAGAUCCUAAUCAAUUAAUAAGAGCCAGUGCUUUAAGAGUACUUUCAAGUAUAAGAGUUUCUAUGAUAGUGCCUAUAGUAAUGCUUGCUAUCAAGGAUUCAGCCAGUGAUAUGUCACCAUAUGUGCGAAAAACUGCAGCACAUGCUAUUCCUAAACUUUAUUCACUAGAUUCUGAACAAAAAGAAGAAUUAAUAGGUGUUUUAGAAAAGUUACUAUCAGAUAAAACAACUCUUGUUGUGGGUUCUGCAGCAAUGGCAUUUGAAGAGGUUUGUCCUGAAAGAAUAGAUUUGAUACAUAAAAAUUAUAGAAAGCUCUGUAACUUAUUAGUAGAUGUCGAUGAAUGGGGUCAAGUUGUUAUAGUCAACAUGCUUACAAGAUAUGCAAGAACACAAUUCAUUAACCCUAAUGUAGAUAGCAUAGAAGAUGAUGAAAAUCGCCCGUUUUAUGAUUCUGAUUCUGAUUCGUCUAAUACAAAGAAACCAAAAUUAACAAUAGAUCCAGAUCAUCGAUUAUUAUUGCGAAAUACAAAACCUCUUUUGCAAAGUAGAAAUGCUUCUGUAGUAAUGGCAGUAUCUCAAUUGUAUCACCACACUGCUCCACGAAGCGAAGUAAUGAUCGCUGCCAAAGCAUUAAUUAGAUUAUUAAGAGGACACAGAGAAGUUCAGAGCAUAGUUCUCCACUGCAUUGCUAACAUAUCAAUUGCCAGGAAGGGAAUGUUUGAACCCUUCCUUAAGUCAUUUUUUGUGAGAACUUCAGAUCCUACUCAUAUAAAACUUCUGAAAUUAGAUAUUUUGACCAAUUUAGCAACUGAAACUAGUAUCGGAGUUAUACUAAGAGAAUUCCAAACUUACAUCUCUAGUAGUGAUAAAGAAUUUGUUGGGGCUAGUAUACAAGCAAUUGGGAGAUGUGCAAGUAAUAUAAAAGAAGUGACUGAUACGUGUUUGAAUGGAUUAGUUUCAUUAUUGAGUAAUCGAGACGAGGCUGUUGUAGCAGAAAGCGUUGUUGUUAUAAAGAAGCUGUUACAAACUCAACCAAACGAACAUAAAAAUAUAAUUGCUCAUAUGGCAAAAUUAAUGGAUUUCAUAACUAUACCACAAGCCAGAGCAUCUAUCUUGUGGCUCUUGGGAGAAUAUUCAGAUAGAGUACCUAAGAUAGCACCAGAUGUGCUUAGAAAAAUGGCUAAAAAUUUUGUAAAUGAACAAGAUAUUGUAAAGCUCCAAAUAUUAAAUUUGGCUGUAAAGCUGUGUCUAAAUAAUCCUAUUCAAACCAAGCCAUUUUGUCAAUACGUUUUCCAACUUGCGAAAUACGAUCAAAACUACGAUAUUAGAGAUCGUGCACGUUUCUUGAGACGUUUUAUUUUUGACGAAGAUGGUCAUAAGAAAAAUCUUCCACAGCUUGCAAAAAGAAUAUUUCUAGCUCCAAAACCUGCACCAACUCUAACAUCUAGGUUCAAAAAUUCUGAAUAUCAGUUAGGAACAUUGUCACAUUAUUUAGAUAUGCCAUGUGCUGGUUAUCGUCCUUUGCCACCUUUCCCUGAUGUAGCUCCUGAUCCAUCUGUAAGAGAUGUUGCAAGUAGCACUAUUAGAGAUGCAAGAGAUGAAUAUUAUAGAAAAGAGAAGAAAGACAAAAAGGGAAAAGAAAAAGAAAAACCCUUUUAUAGUGAUGAAGAAAGUGUUCAAGCAGAUGAAUUAAAUAAUGAAAAUGACUCUUCAGAUACUUCAACAACUGAUUCUUCAGAUGAGGGGAGUGACUCAUCUGAGUAUAUAUCAGAAUCUGGUAAAUCUGAGAAUGAUAGUGAGAAAAAGAAAUCUACCAAGAUAUCUGAUGAGUCGAACAGCGAGUCUGAAAGUGAAGAAUCAGAUUCUGAAGAAUCAUCUGAGAAUUCUCAGGAAAGUGAAGAGGAAAAGUACAAGGCUUCCAAUCAAGAAGCAACAGAAAAACCAAAAAGCAACAUUGAUCUCCUUUUAGAUUUAGAUGAUGUGAUUCCAAUGACACCAGUUAUGCCAUUAAGCACAGGUAGUCUUCUUACCCCUAUCAAUUUGAAUAUUACAAAUGAUGUCAGAGAAAUUUCAGCCUCAUUUAUUCCCAUAAAGAAAUCUGAAUUAUUAAAUACUAUUACGGGACAUGGUUUGAAAAUUGAAUAUAGAUUUACUAGAUCGCAGCACUUAGUAAGUGCUUAUUUAGUUACUAUUGAAUUAACAUUUUCCAAUGAAAGUAGCGAACCUGUUAAAGAAAUACAAAUAGGAGUAAAGAAUUUACCAAAAGGAAUGGUUAUACAUGAUUUUAUGCGAAUACCACUAUUAGAAGUAAAUUCAAAUUUAUCCACAACAUUGGGAAUCAAUUUUAAUGAUUCCACACAACCAGCACAUUUUAAUAUUGACUUUGCAAUUGGAGAUGACAUGUAUUCCUGCCCAGUUACUAUUAAAGCUCCAAUUGGAGAAAUAAUAAGAGCCGUGUUCUUGCCAGAAAAUAUGUUUACAUGUGAAAAAACUAAAUUGAAGGGUAUGAAUGAACAUGUUGCGAAAGUGCAAUAUUUUGGGAAUAAGAAAACUAUAUCCCAAAAAGUUUUUGAGACUGCGAAUGUUGCAAUGAUAUCUAGCAGUGAUGAAGAGAUAAGAUUUGCCGCUCAUACAUUAGCAUCAAAGUCCUUAGUAUUAGUAACAAUAAAAGUUAUAGGUAAUGAAUGUUUGGAAAUUUGUGUUAACUGUGAAAAGAUGGUAAUAGGUUCUAUCUUGUUAACUGAAUUAAAAAGUAAUUUAAAGAUGAACUAAUUAUUUUUUAUUUAUACUCAUAAAGUAAAUA
Molecule: messenger RNA, 3599 nt
Organism: Bombus impatiens (common eastern bumble bee)
Lineage: Eukaryota; Metazoa; Arthropoda; Insecta; Hymenoptera; Apidae
Gene: rb
Product: AP-3 complex subunit beta-2
Exons: 10
Coding region: 419-3568 (1049 amino acids)
Biological process (GO): vesicle-mediated transport; intracellular protein transport
Cellular component (GO): AP-3 adaptor complex; membrane coat
Source: RefSeq, a predicted model, not a curated record